UCGUCUCAAAAAACGAGCAAUCUCCCCGCGUUAUUUGCAUUCGAAAGAGCGGAUUCGAAAUUCGCAACGCGCAUCGACUUGUAAACGUGUACACCCGCGAAAUUGAUCAUCAAUUUCGACUUUAGUCGGACAGAGAUACGAGAACGAGAGUAACCUCCACCCUUUCGCAGAUCGUUUUCGUUUCGAGGAAUUACGUGUUGUGCCAACUUCGUAGACGCGAAUUUUUCGUUUCGCAAUCAUCACGUUAUUAAUUUCGCCACGAGGAUUAAUUUCGUCGAAUGCGAUCGUUUGCGGCGCGCGUGCAUAGCGACACCUGUGCGCCUGGUUUGAAUCGAGUAGAACGGAUCGGCUUCGAAAAAGAAUGGAACGGGAGGAAUCGAACGUUGUGUGUUUUCGUCUCGUUUUACGUCGAGGGGUUACAUGUUGCCAUUUUCAUACGGGCGCGUUUUUCGUAACCGUUCGUUUACGAGUUCGAUAACGAUUCAUCACGUAAUUAUCACGUUACGUCACGCUAUUGGACGAGAAUUAAUUUCGUCGAGCGCAAGGGGGGGAACGCAGGAAGUGAAGGAGGAGGAUCUGAUCGAUCCGUAUUGCGUCGAGGAUAAUCCCCAGACCAUCCCUUUCAAGAACGUCACGUCGGCCGCUUUCAAGAUCAAAUACGACAUCGUCAACACACCAUGCGUGAAAUCGCGGCUGUCGGACACGAUCGGCGUAGACCUGUACCUGAAGAAAGAUUUCCUCCAAGUAACCGGAAGCUUCAAGGAGCGCGGGGCGAGGUACGCCCUGAUGAUGCUGACCGACGAACAGAAGAAGCUCGGCGUGGUCUCGGCCUCGUGCGGUAACCACGCCGCAGCAAUCUCUUAUCACGGGUACAAGCUUGGCAUACCGGUGACCGUGGUGAUGCCUGUGAUGGCGCCUGUCAUCAAGAUAAUCGCUUGUCGCCAAUACGGCGCCAACGUGAUCGUCCAUGGCCCCGAUAUGGAAGAGGCGAGGCGUACCGCGCUCAGAACGGGCAAGGAGAAAGGGCUGGUGUACAUAAAUGGGUACGAUCAUCCGGACAUUGUGGCGGGACAAGGAACGCUCGGCCUCGAGAUCGUGGAGCAGGUGCCGAACAUAGACGCUGUGGUGAUCCCGAUCGGGGGCGGUGGUUUGAUCGCGGGCGUAGCUCUUGCGGUGAAAAGCCUUCAUCCCGGUGUAAUGAUCAUCGGCGUCGAGUCGGAAAUGUGUCCGAGUUUCUACAGGGCGAGGAAAGCGGGUCGACCGACGUACACGCCCGUAGGUCCGACACUGGCCGAGGGCCUGGCCGUCCCCGUGGUUGGAUACAACGCUUUUGCGACCGCGAACCCGUUGAUCGACAAAGUGGUGGUCGUGAGGGAAGAUUGGAUCGCAGUCGCGAUCUUGAAACUGCUCGAGGACGACAAGUGUAUCGUCGAGGGCGCCGGUGCUAUUGGAUUGGCCGCCAUCUUGGCUGGUCAGCUGGAAGAAUUGAAAGGAAAAAGAGUGGUGCUGCCUCUGUCCGGCGGAAACAUCGGCACGAUGGUCCUCGUCAGGUGUUUGGAACGGGGGCUGGCGGUGGAAGGGCGGCUUUUGAAGUUCACAGUGACCGUGUCCGAUCGACCGGACGAAAUCGCGGAGCUUUGCAGAACGCUUGCGAGCAUCGGUGUCUCGAUAAAGGACAUCACGUACGAGCGGACUUGGAUCAUGACGGACUUCUUCAGCGUGGACGUGAGAGUGAUCUGCGAGACCAGGAAUCGGGAACACGCGGAACAAUUGAAGAAGAUGCUGUAUCAGAAAUAUCAGAAGAUUACGUUCGCCCCUAGCGACGUGGCCGCUCUGACUUUGCAUUAAGCGUGUUACUCUCUCGGCUCCUGUGAUCAGGACGAGAUUCGAGAAUUGAAUCAUCCCAGAGUCGAUGGAUCGCGAUCGAAGAAAACGAUCUUUCCUUUUCCUUCGAUCGGAUUUUUACUCGAUAUUUCAUUGUAAAAAUACGGAGGUUACUAUUAGAGGGCGUUUGAUUGUUGGGAGCGAUUCGAGAUCGCUUCGAACGUCCCAGAAUCGAUGCAUGCGAUCGAAGAAAACGAUUUUUCCUUCUCUUUCGAUCGGAUAUUUAUAUAUGUAAAAAUUAUGAUUAAGAAAGAGCAGAAAGUUUGAUUUUUGGGAAUAAUUGGAGAUCACUUCGAAUAUCCCAGAAUUGAUAAAUGCAAUCGAAGAAAAGGAUCUUUCUCUUUUCGAUCAGAUAUUUACGUGAUAUUUUAUUAUUAUAUUAUAAAAUACGGAGAUUAAAAGGCACAGCGUUUGAUUAUUGAAAACGAUUCGAUAACGUCCCAAAAUCGAUCGAUUAUUUGUAUAUCCAUAUCCAUAUCGUAAAAUUUAUUAAGCGAGAGCAUAAAGUUCAACUUUUAAAAACAAUUUGAGAUCGCCCUUAAACAGAUGAAUGCGAUCUUUUUUUCGGAUCAGAUAUUUACAUGUAUCAUUAUAAAAAUAUGAAAACUAAGUAAGAA
This is a messenger RNA of Apis cerana (Asiatic honeybee), 2501 nucleotides long. Its product is annotated as L-threonine ammonia-lyase. Lineage: Eukaryota; Metazoa; Arthropoda; Insecta; Hymenoptera; Apidae. Gene Ontology annotation, biological process: L-serine catabolic process; L-threonine catabolic process. The record is from RefSeq and is a predicted model, not a curated record. Gene Ontology annotation, molecular function: threonine deaminase activity; L-serine ammonia-lyase activity.